This is a messenger RNA of Trichoderma asperellum CBS 433.97, 1614 nucleotides long. RefSeq lists its product as uncharacterized. The record is from RefSeq and is a predicted model, not a curated record. NCBI's taxonomy places the organism in Eukaryota, Fungi, Ascomycota, Sordariomycetes, Hypocreales, Hypocreaceae. Gene Ontology annotation, molecular function: dipeptidyl-peptidase activity; serine-type exopeptidase activity. Gene Ontology annotation, biological process: proteolysis.
AUGCACGCCGUCGACCUCCACGCGAAGCCCGAUCCAGAGCAGCGCGUAUCGAUCAAGGAGUACGAGGACAAAUAUCCCAACAUCAAGGCGUACAACUUUUCGGUUCCGAUCGACCAUUUCCACAACGAGUCGAGAUACAAUCCUCACUCGGACGAUUCGUUUCCACUGCGAUAUUGGCUUGACAUCUCGAAUUAUCGUCCAGGAGGACCAGUCAUCAUCCUGCACUCUGGCGAAUUUGACAGUGAUGGCCGCCUUCCAUAUCUUCAACACGGCAUUGUACCCAUAUUAACAAAGGCUACGGGUGGCGUUGGACUUGUCAUGGAGCAUCGAUACUAUGGCACCAGCUUCCCCGUUCCAGACCUCACGACUGAAAACUUGCGCUUCCUCUCCACAGAGCAAGCGCUCGCCGACACUGCGUAUUUUGCAAAGAAUAUUGUGUUUCCCGGCUUGGAGCACCUGGACUUGACCGCUCCUGGGACCCCUUGGAUCAUCUAUGGAGGCUCUUAUGCCGGCGCGUUUGCUGCCUUUGCCCGCAAGCUGUAUCCUGACGUGUUCUGGGGUGGUAUAUCCUCAAGUGGCGUCACUGCCGCCGUCGAGGAUCUUUGGCAGUAUUUCGAGGCAGCGCGCCAGUACGCGCCCGGCGACUGCGGGCCCACCACCCAGAAGCUUACUCACGUUGUCGACUCGGUCCUCUUCAGCGGUGACAGAGCCAAGGUGCGCAAGUUCAAGGAAAUGUUUGGUCUGGGAGAUCUCGAAGAUGACGAAUUUGCUUCCACCAUCACUCGGGGUCUCAACGGGCUACAAUCCACCAACUGGGAUCCGGAAGAGGAUGUAACUUCUCUCGGAAUCUACUGCGCAGUCGUAUCCUCAGAUGUCCAGCUUUUCUCGAGUACCCUUCAUCUUAUUCCAACAGUGCAGAAACUCGUCCAGGAAGCCGGCUUUGCUACUCAAUCCGACGCCCUUUCCAAUCGCAUGCUCAAUUACAUUGGCUAUAUCAAAGAUUACGUCAAGAAGACGCUCAAGUCGGCCUGCAAACAUAAAUCCGCCAUGGAAUGCUUCUCUGCCCGCCAUACUCCAAAUGACGUGAGACUUGAAGCCGGAUGGCUGCGCAGCUGGGCCUACCAGGUGUGCACGCAAUGGGGAUAUUUUGUUACUGGCUCUGGUACGCCCAAGGAUCAGCUUCCAAUGAUUUCUCGAGCCAUUACUCUUGAAUACGCCUCGAUCCAUUGCGAGAAACUAUUCAACAUCACUACCCCUCCCGACGUGCAGUCUAUUAAUAAAUUAGGAGGAUUCAACUUUAGCUAUCCUCGUCUGGCAAUUAUAGAUGGAGAGCAAGACCCAUGGCGUUCCGCGACUCCCCACGCCAGCGGCCUGCCUGACCGAAAGUCAACCACCAGCGAGCCCUUCCUGCUUAUUGACUGGGGUGUCCACCACUGGGAUGAGUAUGGUCUGCCCGACGAUGUUCACGUGCCAGGUCUGCCGCCGCCACAAGUCACUCAGGCACACAAGGCGGAGGUUGAGUUUGUCAAGGCAUGGCUGAAGGAAUGGGAGGAGGAAAAAGGAACCUCAUUACCAGAGCUGGGUCGGGAAGAGGAGAUUAUAGAUGAGCUAUAA